CUGAGGACCGCAAGCCCGGGCCCUCCUCCGCCCCCCACCCCCACCCUCCGUUUCCACCCACCACCCUGGGCCCCCUUCAGCCUCGGACCCCCACCCCACCCCCCCCACCCACUCCUCUCAUCUCCAGUGCCGGUCGGUUGGAAUCGCACGCAGCAACGGGCGCUGUCCCCCGCUGUUCUGGGGUCCCCCGUCAUGGCAUCAAACAGCAUCUUUGACUCUUUCUCCAACUACAGCAGCAGUCUACUCAGAGAGCCGCCCACCACCAGACGGUUCACGCCGCCCUCCACCUCCUUCCCCUGUAAGCUCGGAGACGGCAACGGGGCCAUGGCCACCCCGGGGCCCCUGAGGUCAAGAUCCGACACCAGGAACGUGGUGGACGUCCUGGCGGACCACGCCGGCGAGCUGGUCAGGACCGACAGCCCCAACUUCCUCUGCUCCGUCCUGCCGUCUCACUGGAGGUGCAACAAGACGCUCCCCGUGGCGUUCAAGGUCGUGGCUCUCGGGGAUGUUCCGGACGGGACUCUGGUCACCGUCAUGGCCGGGAACGACGAGAACUACUCGGCCGAGCUGAGGAACGCCUCCGCCGUGAUGAAGAACCAGGUGGCCCGCUUUAACGACCUGCGUUUCGUGGGCAGAAGCGGACGAGGAAAAAGCUUCACGCUGACCAUCACCGUGUUCACCGGACCGCCGCAAGUGGCCACCUACCACCGCGCCAUCAAAGUCACCGUGGACGGACCCCGAGAACCGCGCAGGCACAGAGUGAAGAUAGAAGACCCCCAGAAGAUGCAGUUCUCGGACAGGCUGUCAGAGAUCGAGCGCUACCAGCGGUCUAUGCGGAUAGGCCCGGUGAACAAUAACCCCCGCCCCAUCCACCAAACCCACCUAAGCACCACACAAGCCCUGUGGCAGGAGCAAAUGGACACCCCCGCUCUGAAGACAUGCAAGGUAGAAGAGGACCUGAGACCAUGGCCAGGGACCACAGACCUCUUCAACCAGAGGACCAGCUUCCCGUCUCUGUCGCCGCUGACCGACCCCCGCUUCUCAGACCCCCGCAUGCACUACCCGGGGGCCUUCCCCUACUCCACCAACACCUCCAGCACCGGCAUCAGCGGCCUCAGCAUGUCGGCCUCUUCUCGAUACCACACCUACCUGCCUCCACCCUACUCAAACAACCAAAGCCAGAACUUCCAAUCCAACCCCUACCUGUACUACGGCACAGGCUCCGGGUCCUACCAGUUCUCCAUGGUGGCGCAGGGGAACACCGGGGGCGAGCGCUCCCCCACCCGUCUGCUGUCCUGCUCGGGGGCCACGGGCCCCGGCGGGACCAACGGCCUGAUGAACCAGGGCCUGAACAACCAGAGCGAGGGCGUGGAGGCCGACGGCAGCCACAGCAACUCCCCCACCGCCAUGAGCGCCUCGGGCCGCCUGGACGAGUCCGUCUGGAGGCCUUACUGACUGACCGGCUAGACUAUCGGAGGGCGCCGGGCAGGUGAGGGAGGGAAGAGUAAAAGAGAACAAGAAGACAUGAAACACUGAAAGUCUCUCCCU
Molecule: messenger RNA, 1548 nt
Organism: Gasterosteus aculeatus aculeatus (three-spined stickleback)
Lineage: Eukaryota; Metazoa; Chordata; Actinopteri; Perciformes; Gasterosteidae
Gene: runx3
Product: RUNX family transcription factor 3
Biological process (GO): hemopoiesis; regulation of transcription by RNA polymerase II; ossification
Cellular component (GO): nucleus
Molecular function (GO): RNA polymerase II cis-regulatory region sequence-specific DNA binding; DNA-binding transcription factor activity, RNA polymerase II-specific; ATP binding
Source: RefSeq, a predicted model, not a curated record